AUGGCCCAAAUGCUUCCAAAACAUAAGUAUACCAUUCUUACCCUACUCAUAUUUUCGCUUCUCCUUCAUGGAAAAUCCCAUAAAUUUUCAAGAACAUUGUCAUCAAAAUCACUUGGUUUCAAAAAACAGAAACUAAGCCACCUUGACUUCUACUUCCAUGACACCGUAAGUGGAGAUCACCCCACUGCUGUUCCAGUGGCUGAGGCUGCCAUGAGCAACACAUCCCCCACCAAGUUUGGGAAAACGCUCAUGUUUGACAACCCAUUGACAAUGGAUCCUGAACCGAGCUCCAAGAUUGUGGGAAGAGCACAAGGAAUGUAUGCAUCUGCUGAUUCAAAUGAAUUCGGUUUGCUGAUGGUCUUGAAUUAUGUUUUCACUGAAGGAAAGUACAAUGGUAGCACUUUGAGUAUGAUAGGGAGGAAUCCGGUGACGUCGCCUGUUAGAGAAAUGCCAAUCGUUGGAGGCACUGGACUUUUUCGGUUUGCAAGUGGUUAUGCACUUGCAAAGACUCAUUUUUUAAAUACGAGUAGUGGUGAUGCUAUUGUCAACUAUAAUGUUUAUGUCUUUCAUUAUUGAUCAUCAUCUUCAAAUGAUCGGAUCAAGGUUUCACAAGCUUAAAUUUCCACAGUAUUUGGUUUUUGAAUUGUUGAUGGUCUAAAACUAAUUGUUU
Molecule: messenger RNA, 670 nt
Organism: Lactuca sativa (garden lettuce)
Lineage: Eukaryota; Viridiplantae; Streptophyta; Magnoliopsida; Asterales; Asteraceae
Product: dirigent protein 21
Source: RefSeq, a predicted model, not a curated record